This is a messenger RNA of Acipenser ruthenus (sterlet), 4597 nucleotides long. Its product is annotated as terminal nucleotidyltransferase 5C-like. Lineage: Eukaryota; Metazoa; Chordata; Actinopteri; Acipenseriformes; Acipenseridae. The coding region runs from base 174 to 1331 and encodes 385 amino acids. Gene Ontology annotation, molecular function: poly(A) RNA polymerase activity; RNA binding. The record is from RefSeq and is a predicted model, not a curated record. Gene Ontology annotation, biological process: mRNA stabilization. The transcript has 2 exons.
UCUUAGUUCUCUCUGACUUGAUCACAGAUACUGACAAAGGGGGGAAAAACAAUAAUUAAAAGUCUGAAGACACGCAGCACUUUGUUUUCUCUAAAUGACAGAAGCAUGCAGCAUUGAAGUUACUUCAGAAAAAUCAGCAAGUCAAAAGAUUUGAGAACCUACAAGACACUAAAAUGGCAGAAAUUGCAAUCCUUGAAUGCAGGUCCCGUAGUGUGCUGAGCUGGGAACAAGUAAAUCGCUUAAAUGAGGUACUGACUGAGGCUGUCCCAGUUCAUGGACGUGGCAACUUCCCUACUCUGGAGAUAAGACUAAAGGACAUUGUCCAGAUAGUCAGAAACCGCUUGGAUGAGAAAGGAAUUAAAGUCAAAGAUAUCUGUUUAAAUGGGUCCACUGCCAGUCAUGUUUUGGUGGAAGACAAUGGCUGGUGCUACAAGGACCUGGAUCUAAUCUUUAGGGUGGACCUCCCAAGUGAGACUGAAUUCAAGAUUAUCAAAGAUGUAGUUUUGAGUGCACUAUUAGAUUUCCUGCCAGAAGGGGUGAACAAGGACAAAAUUACGUCCAUGACUCUUAAAGAGGCGUAUGUUCAAAAACUAGUGAAAGUUUCCACAGAACUGGACCGCUGGAGCUUAAUUUCCCUGUCGAACAACAAUGGCAGAAACGUGGAGUUGAAAUUUGUCGACUCAAUCCGACGGCAGUUUGAAUUUAGUGUUGACUCCUUUCAAAUAAUCCUGGACUCCUUGCUCUUUUAUUAUGACUGCUCAGAGAAUCCCAUGUCAAAGCAUUUCCAUCCAACUGUAAUCGGAGAGAGUGUGUACGGAGACUUUGAGGUUGCGUUGGACCAUCUGAAGAACAAACUUAUAGCCACCAAGAACCCAGAGGAGAUCCGUGGUGGUGGGCUGCUGAAAUACUGCAAUCUUCUGGUCAGGGACUUCAAGCCGACAGAUGAGGAGGAAUUCAAAAACCUGGAGCGCUACAUGUGUUCCCGGUUUUUCAUAGACUUCCCAGACAUUGUGGAGCAACAGAGGAAGCUGGAAUCCUACCUGCAGAGCCAUUUUAUUGGUGAGGAAAAAAGCAAGUACGAUUACCUCCUGAUCCUCCGCCGGGUUGUCAAUGAGAGCACAGUGUGCCUUAUGGGACAUGAGAGGAGGCAGACUCUGAACUUGAUCUCUCUUAUUGCCUUCCGGGUUCUAGCUGAGCAAAACGCCAUACCUGAUGCAUCCAGUGUCACCUGUUACUACCAGCCAGCCCCCUAUGUUAGAGACUUGAAUUUCAGUAAUUAUUACAUAGCCUCCUGCAACCAGUCUUAUCCAACUUGGCUGCCAUGCAGUUGAACAAGAGAAAAGGCACUUGAUGGGGGUGGGGGUAUAAAGGGUCCAGGAAUUGAAGGUUUUGGUAUCUGUCCACUUGGAUGAAAGUAAUAAAUCAUAAAGUGGACAGUAAUUUCAACAUUUAGAAAUUGAUGGCUUGCUUUUGUUUAUUUUCUUUUGAGUUGCUGUUUUAGUUUUCUUAGGGCCCUACAGACAUUAAAGUACAUUUUGAACUCUUUACUCGGUGGGGGGGGCUGUACAAAAUGAGCUUUACCUAGCUUGUGUUGCAAAUGUACUCUACAAAUUCAGAAUACUUUUAUUUGAGGGGCGUUAUAGUUUAUGGACAUAAAUCCUAUUUUGAAUCGGAAAAUGUUGAAAAGAUUAAUUGGAGAGAUGGAGGGAAAAAAAUCCAAAAAAAGUUUAAAAGUUGUUGGCUGUUAAGUCUUGCAUUUUAUUAACUGCUAUCCAAACACCAAAAAAAUUAUAAAAGUGGGGUUUACAAAAAAAACAAAAAAAAAAGUUUAAAUAAAUGUAAUAAAUAAAAGGUUGGUGAAUAUUGCACACAGCUUUUGCACAAUGACUUUUGAACAAAUGCAUUUUGUGUGGGUGAAAUUAUUUAUGCAAUUAAAAUUAAGUACAGUGGGUAACAGCUUAAGUGUUGGGCUUGGAAGACCCUUUAUACAUUGGUGCUUUAUUAUUUAAAUGGUAUAAUCAUUUUGUUGUUUUGUAUACAUGCAUAGUGCUGCAGACAAGUUCAAUGAUUCAUAAAUUCUACUUGCCCUUGUAAAAGGUUAUUCUCUGCUAUUCCCUUUUUACUUGCAGUCAACCCACGCCACCACCCCACCUCACUCUACUCCCCCUUGAGGGGCUAUUGUAAAAGUAACUACUACUCAGAUGUGCAAAUUCAUAUUUGGAGCAGUGUAGUUUGUAAUCCCACCUACAGAUUUAAUUAGAAUAAUGUAGUCUAGUACUUGUUUAGCUUCCUUUUCUAAUUCUGUUUAAAGUUCCUUUGUACAUUACAGACUGAUAGUUAAGGAAUGGUAUGAUUUUACUGAAAAGAAAAUAUAUAUAAGUAACAAGUACGCUUGAUGCAGCCUUUCAGUUCUAGCUGGUAUUGUGGGCUUUACUUUAAGUUCCUGGAUUUUUAUUAAGCCAGUUAGCCUGUGUGAAAUUCUGUUUGUCAGAUUCAUAGAAGCGGCAGUCAGGGAGUGUGCUGAGUGAGCCUUUUUGAUGUUUGUUUUAUAUAAACUACCAUGCCCUGUUGCAGGAGAACAGGAUUUGGAAUCCCAUUGAAAGUGAAAGGCAGUCUCGUCUAACUUUACAGUAUAUCCACUAGAUUUGUUCAGUAUUCUUCCCAGUAGGGCAAUUCAGGUAUAGUAUAGUAUGCCAUACCACAAGCUUUUCUGGCGUUUUUGGUAGGCCUGGGAAUCUACUCCAAAAAUGUGCCUCUGACUGUGAAUCAUUCUUUCAGAAGGUCCUGGGGACCCCCUUGUGUCUGCUGGGUUUAUUUCCAACGGAGCUCCCCAUUACUUAACUAGACCCUUAAUUUAACUAAUAAUUUUACCUUUUGUAGUUGUUGCCAACUCUUAAACGGUUGCAGAGUUCAAGUUACUUCUAAAAUGUUGUAGCUAACUUGAACUCUGCAACUGUUUAAGAGCGGAAAACCAUUAAAAAGGUCUAAUUAAGCAAAUUAUCAUUUUAAUUAAGGGUCUAGUUAAGUAAUGGAGAGCUAAGUUGGAAUGAAAACCAGCAGAUACGGGGUCCUGAGGACCAGGGUUGGGAACCAGUGCUUUUAAGGGACAUUUUUGGACCUUGUUGAGCUGUGAGCCUUUACACCUAGUUGCAGCAGUCAUUUAAAGUAACAGCAAGCUAUAAUUAGCUCUGGAAAGUUAAAUGUGUGGUCACGUUGCAUAUCAUUUAUAUACAUACAGAACUAUAUUGUUGUAGAUAAGGCUGUCUGAUCCAUUCAACAUUUUGGUUAAAUGAAAGCACAGGUUUAGAAUUAAGUUUCAAUUGUGGUUCAAGCAUGCAGGAACAGUGUAGUGUGUAUGUGGUGUGUUAUCUGGUUAAACAUGGGGUUGCUGACCUCCCCUCCUGGAGAGCUAUAUACUUCAUGACCGGGUCACAGUAAUCUUCUGUGGAAGAAAAGUGGCAUGUACCUGGGUCGGAGCAUAAUGGACUUUAACCAGGUAGCUGUAGAUUAGGAAUCUGUAAUAUAUGUGAGGAAUCUGUAAUAUAUUGGAGUCUUUUUCAUACUGUUACUUUUUCAGUAAAGUUGCAGUAUUCCAAGUCCAAAAACAAUUGGAGAUUUAAUAACCUGAGGUAUCAAUGAAAAUGUGUUUAGGUUUUAAUGAACAGCUGACUUGGAGCAUUUCUAUUUUCCAUCCUGGAAAUAUUUAAACAACUGCUUGCCAGUUAGCAGAUUUUAAUUCUAUGUUAUGGACUUGCAUUCUUCUCAAGUGUCUUUCGUUUGCUCAUAAAACCAUUAAAUAAGCAUAUCCUGGGUAUCACGGGUAGUAGUUUUCCAUUUCUAGGUGCAUCUAUUCCCAGAGUAAUUAUGUCCCUUGUAAGUACUACAAAUGUACCACAAAACUACAGUUCAGGUAUAAUUGGCUACAAAAUAAAGCUGUUUGACUUUAUAAAUUGUAACUGGAACGGAGCGCUUUUUGGUUUCAGCACUUUAUAUUUCUUUGAUUUAUAAUCAUAUGCCCGAUUUGUAUGUUAUGUUAUUGUGUGUAUGUAUGUGAAGUUCUUGCUCCUUAAAUUAGGAUAUUUAAAGGACUAAAACCUAUUGCAUUUUGUAAAGUGUACCUUGAAAUACAGUGCUUGUCACAUUCUUGAUUUUAAGACUCGCACUCCAUGGGGAAACCUGUACUGGAUUAUUAAAAGUACUUGUUUAAGUUACUGUUUAGUUAAUAUAUUCAGCCUGUCAUUCUGGUUUCAAGAAUCCUGGCAGAGUAAUGUGACUUGCAGUAAACACAACAGUUGCUUUUUUCCCCAAAACGGCCUAUUACUAAACUACUUCAGCUUUUUAUAAUCAGGAAUGAGACAAACCUAAUGACUACCACUGUACUGUAUACUAAAUGUAAUAGUUUUGUUUUUUUAGUCAAGGGGGCAGGGAGAAAUAAAAAACUGCAUCUAAACUUAACAUUACAAUCUGCUUAAAUCUCUGUUUUACACUUUCACUGUUUUUUUUUUUCUUUUCUAAAUAGCAUGCAUGCUAAUGUUUAUUGUUCUACAGAACUGUUUAAAAAAAAAAAAAAGUAAAUAAAUAAACCCCUUUAACUUCU